Molecule: messenger RNA, 2037 nt
Organism: Carassius auratus (goldfish)
Lineage: Eukaryota; Metazoa; Chordata; Actinopteri; Cypriniformes; Cyprinidae
Product: B-cell CLL/lymphoma 7 protein family member A-like
Exons: 6
Coding region: 117-725 (202 amino acids)
Source: RefSeq, a predicted model, not a curated record
UUCAGGGCAUUUAGCUUCAGCGCAGGCGCACAAACCCCGCCUCUCUCCUGUGCUGUGUGCAUUCGCAUUGUGUCUAAACAGGCAGCGAGCAAAAAGAUAUUUUACCAACAGCAGUAAUGUCGGGCAGGUCGGUUCGAGCGGAGACGCGGAGCAGGGCGAAAGAUGACAUCAAGCGGGUUAUGGCUGCAAUUGAAAAAGUGCGGAAAUGGGAGAAGAAAUGGGUGACUGUUGGAGACACGUCACUGCGAAUCUACAAGUGGGUACCAGUGACAGAGCCCAAGUCAGAUGAUAAGAACAAAAACAAGAAGAAAGGCAAAGAUGACAAAUAUGGCUCUGAGGUCACGACCCCUGAGAACAGCUCUUCUCCUGGAAUGAUGGAUAUGCAUGACGAUAACAGUAACCAGAGCUCAAUUGCAGACUCCUCCCCACUGAAGCAAGAGACCAGCAGCAACACUAGUCCUGCACCUGAACCCAUGGCAGUUUCUCAGAAUGACAGCAAUGACUUGAAAAGUGACCAAUAUCCUUCCAAGCAGCCUUCAUCUGUUCAGGAUCACAAGAGUGAACAAAACCACUGCUCAUCAGAAUCUAUAACCGCCAACAGGGCCAGCAUGUCACAGGGGGAUUCAGAGCACUUUUUAGACUCUUCCAAAUCAGCCCAGGAACUGGAAGAUGGUGCUCCACCAAGCAAAAAAGGGAAAAUCGAUUCUUCCUCUGAAGAAAGUUAACUAUCUUCUCCCAGCUGUCAGGGAUUUGCAAUCCCUGUCUCUUAUCUUGAAACACAUCACAACAUAGGUUUUCUUCAGUUCAACACUUUCCCCUAUAACCAUGUAUUCACUUUAUUCCAGAAAACCUGUCUCUUGCGGUCCUUUUUAGUGUAGAGGGCAUGUUUGGAUCAUCAUUAUCUGACUAAAGGUUAUGAAUCAAGUUGUGUGAUUUUGCACUGAUCCUAAAACAGUUCACGCUGCCCUACAAUCAUGACAUGCUAUUCCUUUUGCUAAGAUCAGUAUUGUCAAUUGAAACGGCACAGGAACUGCCAUAGUUUUUCCAGAUUGGCAUUGCUAUCAACUGCCACUUGCAAUUAAAAAAACACAAUAAUUUAUCAAUCACCUUUUCUUGUUCACUCAGGAAGGUCAACACACUGUUUUUUUUUUAAACAUGCUGAAAGUAACUGAUUUCUGCUGCUGUAGUUUAUUGAGAUUUCACCAUAAGUAGUUAAAUAUAUAUAUAAAAAAAUGCUAAAUGGUACUAGUUAUUCGACUUCUCCUGUGAAGACCAUAAUUUGUAGCAUAGGCCCUGCUUGGUUGAGUACUUUUGUGUUACUGAUAAAAGGAAAGGUUUUUUUUUUUCUUGUCUUGCCUGUCUACACACUUUUCCAAGUGCCCACAUUUCAGUUCUCUCAUUCUCUCUUUUUCUUUUUUUCAAAAGUCAAGCAAAAACUGUUAAUUUUCACUAAUGCUCAAGUUAAACUGUGGUGUUCAAACCAAGCUUUGAAAUGCUGGUUGCCAUUUCAACAGCACUACAACCUUCCAAUGUACACAAAGGAUACAAUAAUAGCAUAAUUUUGAUACGUCAAAUUCACAAAUUACUGUUCCUUUUAGCAGCAACUGUGCUGACCACAUGUGUCAUCGUCCAAGGAAAAACGAGACAUUGAUUAGAUUGUAACAGGAACGUUUUGGGCAGACAGCUGUGCGAAUACCUCAUACUCAGUCCAGCAGUGCUGGAAUGUGAACACUAAGUAUGACUUUCUCGAAAUUACUCUAUGUAUGCUUGAAAAAUAAAAUGUAUAUAUUUAUACGAUUACUUUUUUGCUACCCUUAUGUUUUUGCCACAGUAUUUCGCCAAACUAUUGCCUUCUGUAGUUCGAUCUUUAAAACCUUUAGCAAAAUGUAUUCAUUGGGACCAUAUUGUUUUUUUCUCUUUCCCAGUCUAUAAUAGAAAUGUCUUGUACAGAGGUAUGGAUGUGUCUAACCUAUUUAUUCCACAUGUAGUUUAUUGGUUUUCUAAAAAAAAAAAAGCAAAUAAAAUAUUUCCUUUGAA